This is a messenger RNA of Stylonychia lemnae, 1344 nucleotides long. Lineage: Eukaryota; Ciliophora; Spirotrichea; Sporadotrichida; Oxytrichidae. The record is from the annotation of a GenBank genome assembly.
AUGUCAGAUGGUCUUAUCAUUGGUAAAAUGAAAAAUCCUAAGAAAAACCAGCAAAAUGAUCAAACAGAAUAACAAAAUGUUGAAAGUGAUAUUCAUUAAUCGUAAGAGGAAAGUAAAACUGAGAUAAAUUAAAUUGAAGCCGCAGUAGAUUAACUUAAACUAAGUGAAAAUGCUAAAAUAGAUGAAUAGGAAGAAGACCUAGAAGCAUUAUAUGAUGAUGAUAAAAAAGAAGUAGUUAAAGUUGAAGAAUAAAAACAUCAAGGAGGAUUGUAAAAUUGUCUACUAGUUUUCAAUGAUAUUCAUGUGUGCUAGUUUGAUUUAGACAAGAAAAAGUGGGAUAUUGGAGAUCUUAUUGGAAAUGCAGAGGACUAUCCAAUUUUCUAAAAUUCUUAAGCUACAUUGGUUCCUAAGGAUCUAGCGAAACCUAUCAAGCAAGUUAUUUUUUCUGGAGGUAUCUUUAAUUAAUAAGUGCAAAGAUCAGUUACAAGAUAUGACAUGAUGUAUGAAGUAAGAUUAGGUGGGAAAUAAGAUCUCGUUGUGAAGCUCCAUUAAGAUCAUAAACCUCUACCAAUUCCAGUAUACUUACAUUAAGCUGCAGUUGUAAGAGGUAAAGGUGAUAAUAAAAAUACACUAACUAUCCUAGUUAUUGGAGGCAAAGACUCAAUUUAAAGUCUAGAAUCAUUAGACUCUGUAUAUGCAUUGAAAUUCAAAUUCUAAGAGGAUGAAUUCAUCAGAGAAGAGGAAAUCAAGGAAGCAGAAGAAUUUGUUGAGAAUCAAAAUUGGAUAAAGCUUGCUAGCAUGCAAAAUAAAAGGCAUUCAUUUGGAUGUUCAGUUGUUGGUGAGGAAGAAAGAUAUGUCUAUGUCUAUGGGGGUAUAACAGGUUAAUUAAAGGAUAGUCAUAAACCUAUUCUAGCAGGCAUUAGUGUUGAAAGAUUUGAUAUUUAUGAUAAUAAAUGGACUACCAUUUAAAUCAGCAACAUUCCAAGACUUGCCUCAUUUGGUUUCGAUGUUGAUAUCAAUUCUGGUCAAAUGUAUAUUGUUGGAGGUUCUAAUGGGGAAUGUACAACUACUCAGACUUGGAAAAUUGAUUUCUUGAAGCAAGAAGCUACAAAUAUGGAACUCGAUUUAGAUUUGCCCACAGCAUUAAGCAAGGUUAUGGUCAGAUUUGUUAAGGAUACCAACAAGUAUAAACUUCUUUGCUUUGGAGGACUGGAGAGUGAAGGUAUGAAUCUUAUAACUGAAUUCGGAUAAAAGGGUUGGUCUGCUCAAGAGGAAUCACACUUGCUGUUGAAUGUGAUAGAAGAUAAUGAACUUAUCUUCUACCCUUCAUUGUCUCUCUAAUGA